Molecule: messenger RNA, 1445 nt
Organism: Lecanosticta acicola
Lineage: Eukaryota; Fungi; Ascomycota; Dothideomycetes; Mycosphaerellales; Mycosphaerellaceae
Source: the annotation of a GenBank genome assembly
AUGGCUUCGUGCCGCUCUCUACUUGAGCUUGCAAAUUCCAUUUCCAAAGAUGCUGCGAUCCUGGACGACUACUGCGAGAAGAAUGGCUUGCCUGACCCUUCUCUAGACGUCAAUGGAGGGUCGUUGAAUCAGAUCAGUGAUCCUGAUACCGUCAAAGCUCAGGAGAGGCUGGUAUGCAGUAGCAACUUUGGCACUCAUCUUGUCUAUGGUAUGUUGACUUCCAAUAUAGAUCACGGCUACGCGUGAACUCCAUGUCCUUGGCAUGGGCUCCUUCGCUAGCCUCCGUGCUAUGCAGAGUGUACGUUUCCCACGAAGUCUACAUUCUACUGUCAAAAUAUAACGUAUAUCUCAGCAACCGGACAUCGACAUGAUGACCUUUUCCUUCAUAACCCGCUACGAGAUCGCGAGAAAGGUUCCCAACGAGGGCGGCAUCUCAUUCGAAGAUCUUGCAAAGGACUGUGGAGUCCCAUCAGCUUUCGUCAAACGAAUCUUGCGCUAUGCGAUGACAUCCUACUUGUUCGCUGAACGGCGAGAAGGGCUUGUCUCACAUACAGCAAUGUCGUUACUAUUGAAAGAACAUCCUUUCCUGCACAGCAUCUCCGAGAUUGGAACGCAGGAAAGAUUUCCAGCCUCAGCAAAGGUCGUUGAGGCCAUGGCAAAGUAUCCCGAAUGUGACGAGCCAAGUAAGUCAGGCUGGGGCCUCGCAAAUGAGGCAACACGGCCAAUGUUCGAGGAAAUGUCCAUCAACUAUCCAGAUCGAGCCACUCGUUUUGGCAAAGCGAUGGACGCUUUCGCAGCAAUGGCCAAGACCGAUAUACUAAUUCAAACCUACGACUGGGCCAGUCUAGGCAAUGCCAGGUUCGUCGAUGUGGGCGGCGGCAAAGGACACGUCUGCAUCGAACUCGCAAGAAGAUGUCGCAACAUGACCUUCAUUGUGCAAGAUCUGCCCGAAGCCAUGGAAUCGGGACAGAAGCAGCUGCCAGAAGAUGUCAAGGACAGAGUCCAGUUCAUGGAGGCAAACUUCUUCAACCCACAGCCAGUCCAUGGAGCUGACGUGUACUUCCUCCGAGCUGUAUUCCACAACUGGCCAGACAAGUAUUGCAUCCAAAUUCUGCAGAAUCUUAUUCCAGCCAUGAAGAAAGGCGCUCGGGUUAUUGUGCAUGAUCCGUACCUGCUUAAUUCAAAAGAGCUUUCGAGUUGGCACAAUCGAUCUGGCCUCUAUGUCUGCCGUCUCUUAGCUAGCGUACGAAUGCUAAUUCCAUGACAGGGCGCACACGUUACACAUGAUGGUGUAUUUCAACGCUCACGAUCGAGACGAGGCGGAGUGGGAAGCACUGUUCGCCCAAGCCGACCCAAGAUUCAAGGUUGUGUCUUUGAAGAAGCCUGACGACAUCGGCUAUACAGUUUCUCGACUUUGUGUUCUGGAAGCUGUAUGGGAGGACUGA